GUUCAAGUGUCGAGUGUCGACGAAAUGUGACGGAUUCAGACGCUCGUAGAAACAUAAUUUAACUGCAUUAUCUAAAGCACGUAUGAAUUUGUGUAAAUCCGAUACAUAUUUAUGUCCAAAGUAUUAUCAUGCAAGGGGAACAAGCGGAUUGGUGUUAAAGUGUCGGCAUUCCCGACAUUAUCAUCAUCGUCAUCAUCCACUGUAAGGUCAAGGGUCAAGACCAGAUAUGUGCGCGGUUACUAUCGGCUAAUAUUCGUCCUAGUGUUUUAAGCCUUAAAUUAAGAAAUCAUGUCAGCUGGACCAGGCUUUAAUUUGUCAACCAAGAAGGAGGAUGUUUCAACAAGAUUAAAGGCACACAACCUCAAGAGAGCCAAAGAUGAGACCAAGAAGCUGGAACAUGAGGGCAAGAAGAUGGAAGAGCGCCUCCUAGAGCUCAAGCUGGCAAUGAAUAGGGAGAAAGAAGAGAGGGAACGUCAAGGGGGAGGCUUCUGGAAGAGCGGUCAACAAGGCUCGCUGACGACCUACGCAGAGGAGGUUCUGGCAAGAAAGAAGAGCAAAAGCGCACCAACAAAAGGGAAAAUAAAGAUUUUGAAGGAUAAGCCCCUUGAUCUGCCCGAACGCAGCGCUCAGCCCGGUACGAUGGCCUACAUCGCUCAGAGGGGCUCCCAUACCCCCAGGGACAAACCCAAGGGGCCCAAGUGUGGUCAGUGCGAGGACCGCUCUGCCUCAGUGUCUUGCGUACAGUGUGCUGAGGACUACUGCGCAGGUUGCUUUGCUGCCUUCCACCUGAAAGGAAACCUUAAGAAACACAGAUCCAUACCACUGGCAGCAACCCCUAGGCAAUGUUUUGCCUCACCCAGGCCGAAUCCACCAUCAACCAAUGGUUCAUACGACUUCCAACAAGGGGACGGGGCAGUCCUGCCUUAUGCAGCCAGUCCAAGAAAGGACAGGAACAGUCCAGACGGGGCCAGUGGUAGCUAUGACAACCCCCUACUCCACGGCAGUUAUGACGAGGCAGAACAGGCUGCAUCAUUCCAACAGGCCCUCGAAGCAUGGCGGACUGGGAAAGCUGCAGGGAACGCGUCUGGGAACGUCGGUUCUAGAGGUGGGAGCAGGCCCGGAACAGAUCGUACGGACCGGUCUCAGCGGAGGUCCGUGGUGCGGUACUCACCCGCUCCGACUCCAACUUUCAAUGUGGAGACUUCAACGGGCACUCUUGAUAAGCAACAAGAAAUCGACAUCAAAUUCAACACAAGUUCAAUGACUUAUGCUGAACGUCUCCUACUCAAAAAGCACAGACGGACAGACGUCGAGGCCUUGUUUACGCCGCGAGAUGAAGACAAGCAAAUGUCUUCCAGGGGUACCUCAAGGGAAACUCCCAGACAGAGUGCAAGGGAGAGAACUUUGCGUGUGGAGGGUCAAAGAGGCCCCCAAAGGGAGACAUCCAAUCUGUCAAUAAAGAUUGAGGAAUUUAAUGAUGCUGAUUUCGAUGAAGGUGAAAGGGUGGAUUUUGAUGCUCUUUACCAUGCCAUUCACCCUGAAGGGUCCCACUCCAAUGUGGAUCCAGACGCAGUGUCCAUAGUGGAGGUGCAGGACAAUGAUGUUGACGUAGAGCAGACGACAGCCUACAAAAUACAGGAAGUGGGAGAAAUGGAGGCAUGGUCUACUGAAUAUGAGAUGAAAUCAACUCUUAAGUCCUCCUCAAACACAAAAUCUCAGUUUGAAGCAAAACCUCCAUCAACGGGAAGAUCAACCAGACGUAAAUCUGGACGAAAAUCUUCAGGAUCAAGCAUUGAGAAGACUGCUCCAAUAGGAUUCGUUGACGAAAUCGCAAACCAAAAGUCAGGGAAAGCAAACCAGAAUGAUCCAAUAAUUCUUAGCUCCAAAUUAAAAGAUAUUGAAAACGAUAUUCGGCAAGUAUCCGCCCGGGGCAAAAUCAAUGAAAAAGAGUCUUUGACAGAGAAGGUGAAAAUAAAACCAACUUCUGCAUCAUCAUCAAAUUCAUCAAGAAGAAAACCAGAUUUGAAUUUAAAGGAAACUUCAGAAAAUUAUGAAAAAGUGAAAUUAUCAUCAUCAAAAAGUACAAAAUCAGACAUGCAUACAAGUGAAACAUUGGAUGAAAAACAAAAAUUGAUAUCUCGUCAAAAUUCUGCGAAGUCUCGCCCUCAGACGGGAUCUCGAGUGACACAGUCUAGAACAGGAAGUCGACAAUCAUCUCGACCCACAUCUAGAAUAACCAGUCGACCGGGUUCAAGCAGGGCUGCUUCAAGGAUGGAAACGCCUGGGCUCCUAACAAAGGCACCAAGUGAGGCCCUCAGCCAGGUGGCACGUAUGUCACAGAGUGGGGAACCAUACAGGGGUCUGGAGAGCUUCUACAUGGUGGGAGUGGAACUGGCGCAGCAGCAGGAGGAAAGGGAGAGAACUCUCACACCCUCCCAGCACAAGAGUAGGGAGGAGAAGAUAAAAGUCAGCUACCAGCUAUACAACAUGGCGCCCCGCUCCUGGAGGCCUGAGAUGAGUCUACAGGAAGCUGUGCCAGUGGACAGGCUGGAGAAUGAGGAAGCAGAGGAUGACAGGUCCCACUCUGUGAUGGCCUAUAUUGCGUACAGUGAGAAGCUUGUGUCAGACAUUACUGACCGGCUGAUCAGUCGAUUUGGAGAGCUGCCAUUGGACGAGGAUUCCCUAUCAGAUCAGAGCAGCGGAGGAGCUUACAGGAGUCUGGGGGAGGAGUAUAGGACCUUCACACCAAGAAGUCACAGCCAUGGCUCAAGUGUUCAGAAUUCACCGAGCAUGUCUGGGCGUGGAACCCCUGUUCACAUGUUGCGAUCCCAGGCCCGUGAACCCCAGUCCGCCAGAAAGGAUUCGUUGCCCACGCAGAAAUCCCUGCGUGAUCCUGAAAUAUCCCAGCUAGAUCUGCCAUUAUCCCAGCGUGACCCACCAGUAUCCCAGAGGGGGCAAGCUUCACAGAGGGAUAAACAAUCAUCCAAAAGGGACGAGCCAGUUUCUAAUAGGGAUCUGAACAGGACCUCCCAAAAUGGUCCAAAAUUAUCACAAAGGGGUCAAUCAUCAACCCAGUCAACCCAAAAUGACAUUGAUCCAAAGAUGAGACAAUCUCAAAACCAGGCCCUAUUGAGUUCUCGGACCCCUAGGGUGUCAGGGUCAAGGGCGCGAACCCCAGGUCUGCAUAAAUCCCAGGGGGAGGUGGUUACACCAAGGAGAUCACAAACCUUUCAUGGGGAGCCUGAGCGGCCAGUAUCUAGGGCCAUUGUGAUGGAUGGCGCAGACCUCAGCGUGUUUGAUGCAGUUGGAGAGGAGACCACGCAGAACAGAGAGGAUGAGGAAACGCUGGAUCAGCUCGAGUGGGAACUUGCCUCACAGUCUGGCAGACUCACUGAGGACGGCAAGAUAUCUCGUAUGGAGAUGCCUGAUGACUCUGAGUUCUCAGACGACUCCAUCUCCAGCCUGGAGAGUUUCCGCUCGCGCAGUCGACUGGGGCAGGACCAGGGAUACGAUAUAAACGCAAAGCUGAGACAAGACGAGUUAGAAGAAGAUGAUGAUGGAACAGACGAUGAAAAUGAUGUCAAAAAUCUGUUUUGAACAAACAGUUCCAGAAUUAGUACCAGCUUUAAACAGUAGAAAUGGGACAUAUGAAGCACAAAAGAUUCAGGAAAACAUAUAAAAUGUUUGUUUUCACAUACAUUUCCAAAGAGUAGAGAGUUUGGGCAUACAUUGUUUUUAUUAUCUGUUGUUUACUAAUACAAGUGAUUCAAAGGAUAUUCCAUGACUUGAAAUUGACUGCUGCUUUGCUUUAUGUGCAAACUUUUAUUCAUUUUGGAUAUGAAGUCCUGUACGAGAAUGUGUUCACCGAGAGUAUGCUCCUACAUUGUGUUAAUGAAAAAAUUUGUAGCAAUGAAAAUCUCUGUAUAAAAGUGACAAUUUUACCAAGGGUAACGAAUGCUUCAUUGAAUGAAGAAAAUGUGACUGACUAAGACAAUUCAUUAUUUUACAUUAAACAAAUAGUAGCUAGUCAUAUACUUCUGGUAUUUGGAUUUUUUAUUGAUUUAAAAAUGUCCAUGCAAAGUGAAUGCCAAUUAGUUUUGUGUUUGCUAGAAUAUCAGUGGAUUUGAUUGUUUUACUCUUUAAGGAUAAGACUUUGUGAUUUGAUCAUCUGUUGCUUAAAUGAAUGACAUGUUCAUCUUAUUUUCUGAAUAUCUCAGCCGUAUUGCAAAACUUCAAAACGUAAAUAUUUGUGUUCGUUAUUUUCAUUAUUUAUAAUCUUGUCAUGCAUGUGGUAUAACUAUUUAUUUAAACAAUUAUACAAGUAUUUAUUGCAGUAAAAUUAUAUAUUUACGUUUCGUUUCCAAAUAAAUCUAUACAUAAUGGA
This is a messenger RNA of Dreissena polymorpha, 4384 nucleotides long. Its product is annotated as zinc finger B-box domain-containing protein 1-like. The coding region runs from base 289 to 3597 and encodes 1102 amino acids. The record is from RefSeq and is a predicted model, not a curated record. The transcript has 21 exons. Gene Ontology annotation, molecular function: zinc ion binding. Gene Ontology annotation, biological process: cilium movement. NCBI's taxonomy places the organism in Eukaryota, Metazoa, Mollusca, Bivalvia, Myida, Dreissenidae. Gene Ontology annotation, cellular component: motile cilium.